AUGGUACGGGGUGUUAUAGAGAAAUUACCUGGUAUUAAGGCAGAGUUGGUCACUAAUCAGGUUGGAUGGCAAGAUUGGGGAUUUGCUGAUUUGUUAAAAGCUCUGGAAAAUUGGAAAGCAAUACACCCGGUGGAAAGUUCAAGCGAACAUAACCCUAGGACCCCCUACAACCGCAACCAUUCGUUCUUCUCCAAAGAUUCCUCAACACCAAAGGGUUGUGUUUACUGUGAUGAUGAACAGCACAAGUCGUAUGAAUGUAAGAAGGUUGCUACACCAACUGAGCGUAAACGAAAGCUACAAGCAAAGAAGUUAUGUUUUAAUUGUACAGGUGGCUGACACCAUGCAGCACAGUGUCGAAGUCGAGUUACCUCUUUUCACUGCAAGAAAAAACAUCAUUCGUCAAUUUGUGACACUUUAGAGAAACCUCCACCUAACCAAAUUCCAGGACAAGCAGCUAUGACAGCAACACACGAAGAGCACAAGGUUUGUCACCACAUUGUUAUUGUCAAAGCAAAUGGCAUUACCUGUAGAGCACUACUGGACACAGGAGCUACAACAUCGUAUGCGUCUGCAUAUCUUCUCUCAGCCUAAUGAAGAUCAAUCCAUCUAAUACCUUGACACGGUGUAUUCAAACCAUCACAGGGACAGUAACGAAGCAUGUUGAAAUCUACAAUCUUGAAGUUAGCAACACAGAAGGAAACUUUGUUAUCCCAGUGAAUGUAACAAAAGUUGACCGCAGAAAUCUCUUGUCAGUUGUGAAUCUAAAUUACCCAGAGUUGAUUAGUCGGUUCCAACACCUACAAGGCGUGAAUAUGGUGGAAACGGAUACCAAAUCAGUCCUUCCAGUACACCUCAUAUUGGGGGCAGCAGAAUAUUCAAGGAUCAAGACUAGUGAACCACAAAAGAACCGGUGA
Molecule: messenger RNA, 914 nt
Organism: Paramuricea clavata
Lineage: Eukaryota; Metazoa; Cnidaria; Anthozoa; Malacalcyonacea; Plexauridae
Source: the annotation of a GenBank genome assembly